This is a messenger RNA of Gymnodraco acuticeps, 2061 nucleotides long. RefSeq lists its product as uncharacterized. Gene Ontology annotation, biological process: DNA integration. Gene Ontology annotation, molecular function: nucleic acid binding. The record is from RefSeq and is a predicted model, not a curated record. The transcript is spliced from 2 exons. NCBI's taxonomy places the organism in Eukaryota, Metazoa, Chordata, Actinopteri, Perciformes, Bathydraconidae. The coding region runs from base 1 to 2061 and encodes 686 amino acids.
AUGAGAACUGAGGUAACCGAGGGACUAGAGGGGGUUGUCUGUCACAUGGACGAUGUACUGGUGUGGGGCCAAACACAGGAGGAGCACGACGCUCGUCUGUAUGCUGUGCUGGAGAAGAUCCAAAAGGCAGGAAUCACCUUGAAUGUGGAAAAGUGUGACAUAUCCAAACAGGAGGUGACAUACCUGGGCCAUGUGAUCACUGCUAGUGGCAUUAGACCAGACCCGAGCAAGACAGAGGCGGUAAGGAAAAUGGAAGAGCCGAAAAAUGUGAGCGAGCUGAGGAGCUUUCUAGGCAUGGUCAACCAGCUGGGGAAGUUCAUACCGCAGCUAGCAGAGCGAGACAAGCCACUUCGAGACCUGCUCUCCAAGAAGAACUGCUGGCUGUGGGGCAUCGAUCAGGCCAGAGCCUUCCAAGAUCUGAAAGACUCUCUGAUAUCUCCACCAGUGCUAGCCAUGUAUGACACAAACAGAGAAACCAAGGUCUCAGCAGAUGCAUCAUCAUACGGCUUGGGGAGUGUGCUUCUGCAUAAAUGGGAAGAGGAUUGGAGGCCGGUAGCCUAUAUGUCACGUUCUCUCACACAGACGGAGCAGAGAUAUGCACAGGUAGAAAAGGAAGCUUUAGGCUUAACCUGGGCUUGUGAAAGGUUUCGCAACUUUCUCAUCGGUAGACACUUUGAGCUGGAAACGGAUCAUAAACCUCUACUGAGUCUCCUGGGGUCUCAGACAUUGGAUGCACUUCCCCCACGGAUUCAACGUUUCCGGAUGCACCUGAUGCGUUAUUCCUACUCAAUCACACAGGUGCCAGGGAAAAGCCUGUGGACGGCUGAUACACUGUCACGUGCACCUGUGAAAAGAGACUCCACACCAGAUGAAAAAGAGUUCCUCGAGAGCACGAAUAUCUAUGUGGACAUGAUUAUCGAUGGUUUGCCAGCAAGCACAGCUUACCUGGAAGAGCUAAAAGAGCAGUUGGCAAAGGACAGUGUGUGUGGAAGAGUGAUGCAGCUGUGUGAAGAGAAAUGGCCAGCACACAGCAACAGCGAACCAGCCAUAAAGUUAUACUGGGCGGAACAAGCGUUCAUAACCGUAAAGGACGGACUACUGUUAAAGGGGGACAGACUCGUCAUCCCCACAACAAUGAGAAAUGAUGUGCUCGCCAGACUACAUGAAGGUCACCAAGGAGUGGUGAAGUGUAGGGAGCGUGCCCGACAGUCUGUAUGGUGGCCAGGGCUAAGUCAGCAGCUGAAUGAGUUGGUUCUCAACUGCCGGACAUGCAGCAAGGAGAGACAGAACCCCAAAGAGCCGCUGAUGCCAACACAAUACCCAGGCCGACCAUGGCAGAAACUGGGUGCCGACUUGUUUAUGCUGGGAAGCAAGUCAUAUCUGCUGGUAGUGGAUUAUGCAUCAAGGUAUGUGGAAAUGGAUUUGCUGACACCCACAAGAUCAACAGAUGUAAUCCACCAUCUCAAAUCCAUCUUUGCACGACAUGGUAUCCCUGAGACGCUGGUCACAGACAAUAGGCCGCAGUUCUCGGGAAGGGCAUUUGAAGAGUUUGCAGAGUCGUAUGGAUUUAAACACGUCACCAGCAGCCCGAAAUAUCCACAGAGCAACGGUGAGGCAGAACGGGCUGUAAAGACUGUGAAGAGUCUCCUUAAGAAAGCAGCAGACCCAUAUCUGGCUCUGCUGGCUUACAGAACCACCCCACUACAAAACGGGUAUAGCCCUGCGCAACUUCUAAUGGGGAGGAGGCUUCGCACGACGGUGCCAACAUUACCAGCGCUGCUGGAUCCUGCUCUUCCCGACAGCGAGGCUGUAGUUCUGCGAGAAAGAGAGAGGAGAAUAAAGGAUGCACAGCGGUACAACCUGCGUCAUCGAGUGAGAAGUCUCGAGAGGCUUGCACCGGGAAAAGAGGUUUGGGUCACGGAUCAGAAGAGCAGAGUGGCAGGGAUGCAGCUGAGCAGCAUUCAGGAGGUGUUCCAGAGCAGCGUAUUGCAGAACCUCCGGAGCCCGGUGCUCAAGAUCUGCCACCUACCCCGAGAACCAGGUCUGGGAGAGCCGUGGUGA